Molecule: messenger RNA, 438 nt
Organism: Arabidopsis thaliana (thale cress)
Lineage: Eukaryota; Viridiplantae; Streptophyta; Magnoliopsida; Brassicales; Brassicaceae
Exons: 7
Coding region: 49-438 (129 amino acids)
Source: RefSeq, marked reviewed
GGAACCCUAUUUGCUGCUUCGUUUGUUCUCUGCAUCGAAACAGACUCGAUGAAGCUGCUGUUUGGUGAAAUGCUUCAGAACAAGAGUUUUGUGUUCGUGGAGAAGCUUCAGUGCAACUUGAUGAAGAUUGUGGCUGGUUUUGAUUCACGGCGGGUAAUGAAGCUGUCAAGGAAGAGGGGAGAAGAAGGAAGUGUCUCUAUGAGCAUAAGAAACUUAGCAUGUUGUGAUCAAUCUGAGGUAACAUUCCAGAGUGGUGUAACUCCGGUUCAGUUCUGUAAGAAGGAAGUGGCACUUGAAGCUGUUUUUAGAACUUGUGUGAUUGGGAGUGACUGCAUGAUGAAACAUGACAUUGGAAACAGUCCUGUACGCGCAACUGCUGAGAAAAAGUCAAGAGGGAAAAGCAAAGGAGAAUUCUACGUGAUGAUUCACUCUAGAUGA